This is a messenger RNA of Trypanosoma grayi, 1023 nucleotides long. RefSeq lists its product as hypothetical. The transcript has a single exon. Bases 1 to 1023 code for a protein of 340 amino acids. The record is from RefSeq and is a predicted model, not a curated record. Lineage: Eukaryota; Euglenozoa; Kinetoplastea; Trypanosomatida; Trypanosomatidae.
AUGAUGGAGACACGGAGCCGCAUUGGCGACGGCAAAGCUGCCACACCGUUGCACUCUUCCGAUGCGGUGUUUGGGCCUCUGCCGGCGUACGACGACAUUUGCCGCUUUAUUGCGGAGUACUCCGGGCGGUUGCCGUCCAAUGUCUUUACCGGGACUGCCCCGUACGAGUACGACGGCUGCGACUAUGCCCUUAUACUGUAUGCCAUUCUGCCCAGUAGGUGUAUCGAUCUCUCCCGCCUGUGCUGGUCCACGACGCCUCUCCCAGCACAGCUAGAGGCGAAUUUGGCGGUCUUCUGCGAAGGUGCACGUGGACUGCAGUUGUGUGAUGCUCCAACGUCGUCGUUGCACCCGCACCAUCUCCGCUCCACACCGAUGUGCAUCGUGCAUCAUAUCAAAGUCCAACACUGGCUCUUCGUCUUGUCGCAACGAUUCCCUCCAGAGGGGGGCUUUGACGCCGCCACGCUGCGGAUGGAGCAGCGACAUGCUCAACUUGGCGAGCCGCGUUUGCCUCUUGGUGUUACAACAGCAACUGUGCCAUCUUCGUCACAUGCGAGCAUCGCCACUGUUGAAGCUGGUGGUGAUGAUACACUUCCUCUUCCAUCUUCUCAGUGCCACGCCGUAUGGAAAGCAGCUGCAAUUGACGUUAGACGAGACACCCCUCCCUCUGUGGAGGCAACAUCGAAGAGUGGAGUUGGUGAUAUCGAAGCACAACAACCGAAAUCGUGGAAAAACUACGCCCGUCCAUGGCGCUCAGCAGCUGCCACCAAGCCGGUCACUCGACAGCCACAACGAAGACAGCAUCCUGCGCAGCCACCCGCUGGUAUUACUACCACUCCUGUCGCGACCACGGCAUCACCCACGUUGCACUCUCUUGCUGAUCAAUGGUGUGAAUCAGAGCGGCGGCGCCUGCAACUCAAACGGAGUCUCUCGCAGGCCCGUCAGAAGACUGAGAAUACACUCUUUUUGAAUGGUGUGGUUGACUAUGAUGCUGUUCUUGCUGUUUUGCAGCAGAAGCAAGAAUGA